AGUUGUUUAAAGUAGGGCAAGUUUUGUAGAUUUUCAAGUUGACAGUUUACUGGAGUAUGUUUCGAUGCAAACAUUGUCAUGAUUUUGUGAUUUUACGGAUUGUGUACGGUAGCUGUACAGACAACUGUUGAUCUAUAGGUAGAAUGCCAUGGCGACCCCACGCCCAGGUGGGUUCCCCUCCCCAUCACUGUCUGCUCGCAGUGAACGUCGGUCUUGGGGUGCCCCACGUAACCGUGCCAGUAACAGUAGCUCAAUACCACCCCCAGAAGCAGGCCGAGGUAUAGAAGCGUUGGCCAUACAGGAAUUCCUAGCCAGGGGUCAUGUCUGUCUUACUGGUGGACGUGACCAUCAGGGCGGUCCUGUGCUGACGUUUCCGAGUCAGACACAGAUUGUAGAGGUGAAGGCCCAGGAGCUGAGUGCAUGUUUACGGUAUCUGGCACAGAUUCCAAGUCGUGAGUCCAGACAACAAGGGUUUUCCGCGGUUGUUGACAACAGGAAUGGCUGCUGGUCUAACCUGAGCAUAGUCCUGGCUGCCCUGCAGCAGUCCAUUAGCACCAGUUUAAAGCAGCUCUUAGUCAUCAGUUCAGGGUCGUCCUCAGAAAGACGACUUCAUGCAAAUUUUAAACGAGAAAGAACAAACCUGGACUUUGAGCCCCAUUUCAUCCCCAUUAAUCAGCUGUACUCCUAUGUAGACAGUCAACAGCUGACACCAGAUUUUGGUGGAAGCUUGGCCUUUAAUCUGGAAAGUUGGCUGCAGAAUAGACUGGCACUUGAGGCAUUUUUGAGGGAUGUCCAUCAAUCUUCACAGCAGCUUGAUAAUGCUGAAUCUCAGAUUGUACGAUCAUUACAACUUGACGAGAAAGCGAGCCCACGGGAGAUCUUACGGCGUCACCAGUAUCUCCAGGAUUCCAUCAUGAACACGCCCACAAAGAUUCUACGUCAAGGCCGAGAUGUCCUUAACCAGUUACAGCGUGAAGGCACGUCUGGUUUCCAUAACGAUGCCAGCACCCUGGACAACUUGGAAUCACAGCGCCAGGUGAAGCGAAUGAUUCAAUACCUUGAAGUAAAAGUGGACAAAGUCCAGGAGUUUCUGGAUGAUCAAGAUCAGGCCCUCAGCCACAAUGUGCAGUUCUCUGAGCUGGAAAGUGGCUUCAAAAAGGUGGUCAACUGGGUGUUGGGUCCUGGAGAGAAGUUGCUGGCAUCACAGGUGGACAUUGGAGAGUCAUGUGAGGCUGCAGAGGAAUUGAGACGGAGACAUGAGGAGAUAGAGCUCAAGUGCACGAACACAUAUGGGGAGUACGCAGAAUUUCGUCACGUUGCUGAAGAGAUGAUCAAGCAAGAUCACCUGUCUAAGGAGGACAUCAUAUCUCAGAGGGACUACAUGGACACAGUUUGUCGCAGCUUUGCUACGCGGCUGGAGAGGAGAAGGACUCUACUGAUCAAUUCCGUCCGCUUCCAUCGUCUUGCUGAACAGUUUUCUGAGAAGCUAGAUGACCUCUUAGAGCUCUUGUGUACAGACGUUGACAUUGAUGAUGUUGAUACAGCCGAAGAAGCCAUCAAAACUCUACAGGAAAAAUGUGACUCUGUCGAUUCCACUGGAGAGAACACCUUGGUUGUUGGUCAAAGUUUACUGGAUGAACUCUCCAUCCCCAUCAAGAAUGCUUUUGGCAAGGACAUCACACCCGACCAUGACAAACACAUCAAGUACAUCUCCCGAAAACUGGAGGAGCUUCAGGAGAGGAAGAUGAGGUGUGACGAGUUAGCCGAUGUCCGGCGCCUCAAACUCCAACAGAUCUUACAAUUGCGUACCUGUGAGAGAGACGCUGAGCAGGCCAUCAAUUGGAUAAACGAGCUUUGCGACACAAUGAUGGCCACCCAGCAGGAAAUGGGGCAGACAUCACAUGAAGCUCAGAAUCUACAGUCACAGCAUAAGAACUUCCAGUCUACAGCUCUGGGAACAUACGAAUAUGGCAAACAGUUGCUCCAAGCUGCUCUGGUGCUACGGAGGUCACUGCGCUAUGACCUCAACCCUAAUCAAGAGCAGUUGGAACGGUUGGAGGCAGCGUGGAAGCGAUUCUCGCAGGGGACACAUGAGAGGGCAGGAAGACUUACCGUGGCGGCCGCUUAUAUGGCAUCUGCUGAUAAACUUCUGAAUCGCAUCGACCAAUUAAACGUCAUCCUUCAGCAGCCCCAGGGGUUAACCCCUGCCCAGAUUGUGGAGAAGUACACUCCCACCCAUGAGGACAUCCUGAAGGACCACAAGGAGACAGAGCACAUGUCCUCAGCUCUACAUGACAGACUCUCACUGCCAAUCCUCUCAUUUGAUGGGAAGAACAAGAGGCUGAGCAUUGAUGAUGAAGGUGCAAGGGAUACAAUCCGAAACAAGCAAAAACGUGUUAACAGAAAACUCGGGGAAUUGGAAAAACGCUGGGCGCGUGUGAUGGACAUUGUUGCUCAGCAAGCUAAACCUCACAGUCAAUCUCUCACAAAUCUUACAGCACCCAUCCCAGCAAAACGUCACAGUUUGUUUCAAAAUGGCCGUCGCUCUGCUGCCGAAACACCCUUGCAGACGGGGAGCCUGCGCAACCUGGCAGUAGGAAGUGACUUUCUCGAUGGUGGUUCCUCACCACAGAGUUCUGGCCACCAUCACCGAUUUCCGUCUGAUGGGAACUUGUCUUCUCCUGUUCCUCAGAGGUCACAGUCGGCAUUACAGAUCUCACAUGGCCAUGCAGGGUCACCAGGGUCAAGGUCGCCAAGAACAUCCAUGUCACAACAGGUUUUACCCGGGUCACAGAGGUCGUCGUUAGCGCUUCCUUCCUCACAGAGGUCAUCGCUGGCACUUCCAUCAUCGCAAGGGUCAUCGCUUGCUCGCUCUCCCCAUCCUGGUGAUGUUGUCAGGCAACAGGCGUACCAGCAGCUAGCUUCUGCUCCGUAUGAAGGCCAGAGGUCACCAGCUUCUCCAAGUGGUAGCCAUGGCACCAAGGAAAAUGGUGACAAGCUUCUGGCAGAAAUGGAAAAGAGAGAAAUUGUAGGAAUCACUGAACCAGUAUGGACCAUAUGA
Liolophura sinensis is the source of this 3061-nucleotide messenger RNA. Its product is annotated as SEC14 domain and spectrin repeat-containing protein 1-B-like. Bases 149 to 3061 code for a protein of 970 amino acids. The transcript has 18 exons. Lineage: Eukaryota; Metazoa; Mollusca; Polyplacophora; Chitonida; Chitonidae. The record is from RefSeq and is a predicted model, not a curated record. Gene Ontology annotation, molecular function: phosphatidylinositol-4,5-bisphosphate binding; phosphatidylinositol-3,4-bisphosphate binding; phosphatidylinositol-5-phosphate binding.